Daphnia magna is the source of this 637-nucleotide messenger RNA. RefSeq names its product B-cell CLL/lymphoma 7 protein family member A (gene BCL7-like). The transcript has 4 exons. The record is from RefSeq and is a predicted model, not a curated record. Lineage: Eukaryota; Metazoa; Arthropoda; Branchiopoda; Diplostraca; Daphniidae. Bases 163 to 543 code for a protein of 126 amino acids.
UGUUUGUUGGUGAAGCGUUUUGACAUUUUUUUAGUUUUCUCCUACCUCUCCAUUUCCCUUGCCUCCAUAUUCUGCACAAUCUUCAGACGGUUUUGUUUGUUUCUAAAUAAAGUGUUUUGAAACUUUGGUCAAAGUCAGGAGAAUUCCUGGGAGGCAUAUCGAAUGUCUCGGUCUGUGCGGGCAGAAACGCGUAGCAGAGCUAAAGAUGACAUUAAGCGAGUUAUGCAAGUGGUGGACAAAGUCCGGCAUUGGGAAAAGAAGUGGGUUACCAUUGGAGACACGACAAUGAAAAUUUUCAAAUGGGUUCCAGUUUCGCAAAUUGAAAUGAAAAAGAAGGGCAAAGAUUCAAAGAUGAACAAAGAGAAUGACACAGCCAAGAAAGAUACAUCAUUCAUCAGUUUCAGUGGCGAGGAUUCAAACACAAGUUUUUCCCUGACAAGUGAAUCACAAGGGCCAUUAGACUUUGCAUCGACACAGCUGAUGGCCUCAGAAGAUUCGAAUUCUCUUUAUGAACCUGGAGUGAAAAGAUUAAAAACAGAAUGACCAAGUAUGUCUGCUUUAUUUUAUGCUAUAUUUUGAAAGUGUGUGCAAAAUUCUUCAAUUGAUAUUCUUAAUAAAUUGUUUUUUAAAUUACAAA